GAGUGAGGGAGGGACAGAGAGACAGAGACAGACAGAGUGAGGGAGGGACAGAGAGACAGAGACAGACAGAGUGAGGGAGGGACAGAGAGAGCUGUGUUCAAGGUAUGGGCCACUGCUCUGUGGCGUGUUAAUGUCACUUUGUUUCCAGGGUGACGAGGUGUGUGAGAGAUCAGAGAACACACACACAGAGGUGAGAUCAGAGGAAUCGAGAGAGCGACAGCGGCCCAUAACCGCUCUUAUGACUCUCCCGCUCUCUCCUCUCGCUCUCUCCUCUCGCUCUCAUUCUCUCAUACACACACACACACACACACACACACAGACACACUCACAACACACACACAGACACACUCACAACACACAUGCACUAGAGCGAUGCCGUAUGUACAGUGCGUUACCAUUGACGUGAUCGUGAUGAAUGGUAAGUGUGCAUCUCUGUUGUAUUCUUGAGACAUCAUAAUUCAUGUGUAAAUGGAGGUUGCAAAUGCUGAAAACAUGUACUGACUAUGACUGACAUUUUGGUUGUCUUACCUAGCUAAGAGCAUCUACUAGACGACUGAAAGGUGGCAUCUGAGAACCUGUUCAAACCUUGACCAGAGCCCCGAGACGAGAAACACGACCAGAGAGACCAGAGACUACCCCAUGGCCGACCGAACGUCCCUCCAACCUCCUACCCCCCAGCCUUACCAGGACCCAUACCUCCAGCAUCACCUCCACCACCGCCCCUUGGAGCCCCAGACUCCCCUGGAGCAAUACAGAGGGACUGGAAUAGGGGCGGCACCCAGGACCACUCUCCCUGAUUCAAGCCUCUAUUCUGGGGGGAGCAACGAGAGGUACAAGGGUGUGGGUGGUGGAAGAAGUGGUUAUGUAGACAUUCAUGGACAUAGCAGAGGUGAUAACUGCAGUGAUGUUGAUGGUAGAGAUGGUUAUUUUGGAGCGCAGAAAGCUAGCUACUGUAAUAGGGGGGUUUUGGACGACAGUGUACGUCAAGGGGAACAUUUCGGCAACUAUUUUGAAGGUCAGAGCCUUGGCUAUGCUAGCCAAAGGGAUGACGGCUGCGAUGGGGAUGACAGCAGCGCCAGUGGUAGUGGUGGUGAUACGUACCACAGAACGGAUGAGGGCUGUAACAGGGAUGACGUCUUUCACAGAACAGAUGAAGGCUGUAAGAGCAGUAGGGAUGAUGUCUUCUACAGUAACAGUAGAGAUUACGGGUGUGAGGAGAAAACUGAUGAGGGGUCGAACACUAGGGAUGAGGCCUUUCACAGAACGGAUGAUAUCAGGAAUGACGUCUUUCCGGGAACGGAUGAGGGCUGUAACAGGGAUGACGUGUUCUACAGAACGGAUGAGGGCUGUAGUAACAGGGAUGACGUGUUCUAUAGAACGGAUGAGGGCUGUAGUAACAGGGAUGAUGUGUUCUACAGAACGGAUGAGGGCUGUAACAGGGAUGAUGUGUUCUACAGUAGAGAGUAUGUGUGUGAGGAGAGGGGAGAUAGUAGUGAUGGUUAUAGAGAUAGCGGUAGCCAUGAUGGUGGCAAUAAUACAACUGAUUAUCUCUAUAAUCGUACUGCUAGCUUUGGCUAUAGUGUGGAUAAUACAGGAAUGAAGAAUAGUUUGAGAAGUGUUGAUGAUUUUGGAGGAGACUGUGAUGAUUUCGGGGGUAGAAGGUCGAACUUGGAUCCUCUAGAGGCCCAGUUAAAGCCUGGGUCUUGGGUGAGUCCUACUCCCCCAGAUCGUGGUGCUGUGGCUGGGGAGGGAAGGGAGAGCGGUGGGGGGUAUCCCCAGGACUGGGCCUUUCUAUACUCCCAUUCCCAGGCAGCAGGUGGUGCUGGUGGUAGGGUUUACCAGCAGAAACUGGACUCCUUCUCUGAGGCAUUCUCCUUCAGACGCAAUGUUGCCGGCAGCAGAAUUCUGAAUGGGAAUUCCGGAAGUGGGAUUUUGGGAUUGGGAGGAAGAAGCACAGACUGGAUCAAAACAAGUACUUACGAUUCGCACACAGACUCUUCCACUCUUCCUUCACCUCCUACUCCUCCUCCUCUUUCGCCUCACCCCUUCCCCCAGGUCCUUAGCCCUCCUCCCACACCCCUCCCCCCUCAUUCCCUCUCCCCUCCUAAACUCACCCCACCACCCUCUGUCAGGACAGUUGGAUUCACCCAGUCCUCAGGGGGGGGUUGUAGUGGAACAGUCCAGUUUUACCCCUCCUCUCUCCAGCCACUCCACUCCUCCCACCCCUCGGCCGUCGUGUGGAAGCUCCCGCUCUCUCAUUGGCUGCAGCAGUCAGGUGACGUGGGCGUCGUCGAGGGCAACCCCUCAAGCUCCGGCUACAUAUACUGCCAGGAGGCGGUGUUUCCUGGGAGACCGGGUCACCAGGACAACAGGAAUAAUACAGAUCACUAUGGUCUUCAAACUGUGGCAGAAUCCUCCUUUACCUCCACCCCAGCCUUUCACUCCGCCCUCCACCCCUCCUCUCUUCCAUCCCAGCCCCCCAUUGGACAGAAUGGAACAGCACCCCUAGAGGUGCAUAAAGGUACUCCCUUCCCUAGUCUGCUCCAGUCUGGUAGAGGAGGAGGAGGAGGAGGGCAGAAGGGGGUGGAGCGGUUAGGGAGAGGGCUCCACUACACCCCUCUACCUAUGCUGAACCCCAGACGCAGAGGAACGGGGAUCCUCUCCUCCCUCAUGCCCCCUUCAGUCAGGGAACGAGGGAUGGGAGGGAUGACUGAAGAGGAGGAGGGAUAUUCUAUACCUCCGUGUAUCAACGUGGGUCCAGGGUUCCAGGCUGAGCUGCCAUGUUGUCUAGAGAGGGAGGAAGAGUCCAGGACAUGGCCAGAGGAAUCAGCAUCCAAUGAGGAGUUGCUCUGGAAACCGUGGGAGGAGCUUGGGAAGAGUUCUGUGAUCCAGGACCAAGUUCUAGCUGUCUACCAGGAGGGGGCAGCAACACAGAGCUGGCCCUACACUGUCUCUACCUCUGUCACGGAGAUACACUGGCCACACUGGAGAAGUUGCUCUUCUCUACUCCAUCAUCAGCAAGAGACUACCAUUAUGCUGGUAACCCUUAACCUCUCACCCCUACACUCUGACAUCUCACACCCUCACACAUCACCCUUAACCUCUGACCUCUCACCCCUCACCCCUAACCUGACCUCUCACCCCCUCACCCAUCACCCCUAACCUGACCUCUCACCCAUCAUCCAGCCAGACGAUAAACAGGAUAUACAGCCAGACGAUAAACAGGAUAUACAGCCAGACGAUAAACAGUAUAUACAGCCAGACGAUAAACAGACAGACGAUAAACAGGAUAAACAGACAGACGAUAAACAGGAUAUACAGCCAGACAAUAAACAGGAUAUACAGACAGACGAUAAACAGGAUAUACAGCCAGACGAUAAACAGGAUAUACCACCAGACGAUAAACAGUAUAUACAGCCAGACGAUAAACAGACAGACGAUAAACAGGAUAAACAGACAGACGAU
This is a messenger RNA of Oncorhynchus kisutch (coho salmon), 3465 nucleotides long. RefSeq names its product transcriptional-regulating factor 1. The transcript is spliced from 7 exons. Gene Ontology annotation, biological process: negative regulation of DNA-templated transcription; regulation of transcription by RNA polymerase II. The record is from RefSeq and is a predicted model, not a curated record. Gene Ontology annotation, molecular function: transcription corepressor activity. The coding region runs from base 640 to 3162 and encodes 840 amino acids. Gene Ontology annotation, cellular component: histone deacetylase complex; transcription regulator complex. NCBI's taxonomy places the organism in Eukaryota, Metazoa, Chordata, Actinopteri, Salmoniformes, Salmonidae.